Molecule: messenger RNA, 1526 nt
Organism: Dufourea novaeangliae
Lineage: Eukaryota; Metazoa; Arthropoda; Insecta; Hymenoptera; Halictidae
Product: endoplasmic reticulum-Golgi intermediate compartment protein 2
Exons: 5
Coding region: 246-1430 (394 amino acids)
Biological process (GO): endoplasmic reticulum to Golgi vesicle-mediated transport; retrograde vesicle-mediated transport, Golgi to endoplasmic reticulum
Cellular component (GO): endoplasmic reticulum; COPII-coated ER to Golgi transport vesicle; membrane
Source: RefSeq, a predicted model, not a curated record
CCUACAAGUUAUAGGCUACAACAACUGUGUCCAAAAGAUACAAAAUUAUUAUUAACAUGCAAAUUAGUGACGUCUCGAACGUAUACAUUUAAGAUAUUACGUAGUGGAUGUCUUAUAUUAUUAAAAGAAAAAUGUAUUUGUAAAUAUGUACAGACAAUCAAUCUUUAAUAUAGAAUUAAGAUUAAUAGGUAUCAAAUGAAUAGAACAGUACACUCAUUUCAUCUGAAUUUGUAAAUACUGGAAAAAUGUUACGUAGGCGAAAUGUUAACAUUAAAACUGUUAAAGAACUGGAUGCAUUUCCUAAGGUUCUUGAACCAUAUGUUGAUAAGACUGUAGUUGGAGGAACUUUUUCCAUAUUUACAAUCUGCACUAUUGCAUAUCUAAUAAUAGCGGAAACAAAUUACUACUUUGAUAGUAGGUUACAAUUCAAAUUUGAACCAGAUACAGACUUUGAUGCUAAAUUAAAAAUAAAUAUUGAUAUAACGGUUGCAAUGCCCUGUGGUCGUAUUGGUGCAGAUGUUUUGGAUUCUACCAAUCAAAAUAUGAUAGGUCAUCAAUCAUUAGAAGAAGAAGACACAUGGUGGGAAUUAACACAAGAACAAAGAUCUCACUUUGAAGCUUUGAAACAUAUGAAUUCAUAUUUAAGAGAAGAAUACCAUGCCAUUCAUGAACUUUUGUGGAAAUCCAAUCAGGUCACAUUAUAUAGUGAAAUGCCAAAGAGAACCCAUGAACCUAGUUAUGCACCUAAUGCAUGUCGUAUUCAUGGUAGUCUAAAUGUUAACAAAGUUGCCGGAAAUUUUCACAUUACAGCUGGAAAGUCAUUAUCCAUUCCUAGGGGACACAUACAUAUUUCAGCUUUCAUGACUGAUAAGCAUUAUAACUUCACUCAUAGAAUAAACAAAUUUUCAUUUGGUGGACCCAGUCCAGGUAUUGUUCAUCCAUUAGAGGGAGAUGAAAAAAUUGCUGAUAACAAUAUGAUUUUAUAUCAGUAUUUUGUGGAAGUAGUUCCCACGGAUAUACAAACUUUGUUGAGUACUUCUAAAACGUAUCAGUAUAGUGUGAAAGAUCAUCAAAGACCAAUUGAUCAUCAAAAAGGAUCUCAUGGGAUUCCAGGAAUCUUCUUUAAAUAUGACAUGAGUGCACUUAAAAUAAAAGUUACUCAACAACGUGAUACAGUAUGUCAAUUUUUGGUGAAAUUAUGUGCUACAGUUGGAGGCAUUUUUGUUACAAGCGGAUUGGUAAAGAAUGUGGUGCAAAGUUUUUGGUAUAUUGUAUGUUGUAAGUUUUUAAGAUCUAAAGAAAACAAAAAUGAUGAAAAAUGUUCAAAUUCCAUGGUUGGACAGAAUUACAGAGUGCCUGGAACAAUAAAUCUACUGGACGUUUCAGCACCAGAAUAUGUAGAUAUAAUGCUUAAACCACAAACAAUAUAAUUUUCGAAAGUCUUUUGGUAUAUGAAAAGAUACUAGUAAAUUCAUAAUAUUUAUAAACAAGAAUUGCCAUGAGUUGUACGUUUGUAACAAUCUUGU